Didymodactylos carnosus is the source of this 3909-nucleotide messenger RNA. The record is from the annotation of a GenBank genome assembly. Lineage: Eukaryota; Metazoa; Rotifera; Eurotatoria; Philodinida; Philodinidae.
CUGGUUUUGAAACUUUUAUCCGAUCAGCAUACGCCAUUCAUAUCACCAUUUGAAGGGCAACAAAAGUAGGCAUCGCUUUUUUUGAAGUUUUUUCGUUCAGGAGAUAUUUGAGUUUUAUUUAAAAUUAGGUUGUUUUGCCUAAAAUCGGGUGCUUGAUUUGCCAAUAACUCAGUCAGUUCUCAUCAAAAAAGUAUGAAACGUUGGAUUUCUAGGUAAAAGAUGAUGACAAAUUUGAUGAUAGUAUUCUCAAGACUCUCAAAAGCUAUCCAAAAAGUUUCUACAAAAUCGGAUCUCCAGAAAACUUUUUCAGAAACCUAAUUUUUUUGACAAUAGCUCCAAUCGAUGGAGAAUUGAAUUCUAAACAAAACUAGAUCUUUUUGGAGGUUCCGAAGCUUUUCAAAUAAGAGAAAUCUACAAAUAACUCGAAAAACGUUGUUUGAUGAAAGUUUCCGAAUUUAAUUUUUGAGUUAUUUGUAGAUUUCUCUUGUUUAAAAAGCCUCGGAACCUCCAAAAAGAUCUAGUUUUGUUUAGAAUUCAAUUCUCUUUUGAGAAUUUCUCCAUAAAAACUUGAUCGAAUUCGAAUAAAAAGGUGAUAUUCGGAAUCACCGCAGUCAGAAGUAUCUGAAUAUGUACCUUUCAACCGAAAACUAAGAUAGUGCUACGUUUUUGAAUUGCGGGCACCUUACAUAAAAAGCAAAUUUUAAAUCUUUAUUCUUAAUUCAUUUCAUUCAAUUUUAGAGGAUAAAAUCUAUUUCAUUUUAAGUUACCUUUUUACUCUCGUUCUUUUCGUUUAAUAAGUACUAUGACAAAACGUAAAUAGAAAACCAAAAUGAAAUAUUUUUAUCUUGUUCCUCUCUUGCGAAGUUCUUUAUCUAUAUCUAAUAAUUUCAUAGUUUCUAGCUUAGAGUCUCGACCACCUUUCUUUGUAUGGAUAUGUAUACAAUUUCAUGUUAUUUGUCGGUCUACAUACAUUUUCAUAACCAUUUUAUCACACGAUGUCUGCGUUUCUCGAUUUAUUUUCUUGAAAACCAAAACAGUUCUGUUCGAAACGGCGAAACAACUUUCAUCUUAAUUAAUAAACGAAAACAAAAUGAAAGCCAAAAUAGAUGUUGUUACAAUGGAGUUUCAAUUAAUAGCAUUUGUAUCCUUGAAGAUAUGUUUAGAAUAUAUCAGAGCUGCUCUACUAAGAUCGAGUAAAAAUCCCAUUUUAGAACUUUUAGUUAAUAAAUGUUAUUCGACUGCGUGAGAGAUAUGGUACGAUACAACCUAUUAUCAACUUUCAAGACGAAUAUCUCAGCUGAAUGAAACUUAAAAUAAAGAUACAUAAAAGAAGUAUAAUUUGUUCUGUGUUUUACUAUGUUAAGAAAGGAAUACAUCAGUUUUCUUUCAUCUGAAUCCAAAGAAAGAAAAAAACAAGCUAUUCGAUAUUUUGCUUUUCUUACGUCUAAGUGUAAGUACAUUCGAAAUUUUUGAAAGAGAAAUGCGAAAUGAGACACGCUUCGACAUAAAAGUAGCAAAGAGUUUUUCUUACAGACGAAAAGAACACAAAACUUUUAUACAUGAUGAAAAAUGCACUGAUACAUUUACGUAGUUAGUUAUACUAUACAUCUCUUCAAAGAAUAACUCUUUGAUAUAACGAAAUGUUCGACGGGUGUCUUAACUAAAUACGACUAGUCAUAGUAGAUUUUAUAUAUAAAUAGACCUGCAGUCAGACGAAAUUUUUAGCUAAUAUACGAAGUAUAUUCUAUCUAAACAUAUUAAGAAGCAUAAUGUCCGCUGAUAGCGUCGUUACCAUUGGAAAAAUGAAAGUAAGCAAAACUUUGCUAUAACAGACUAAGGGUGCAUAAAAAUUCAGAACACAUUCUGCGGGGAUCGUUGAUAUUCCUUCAUUCCGUUGUUCCAGGACUAUUUCUUUAUUCUACUACAACAAAUAAAGGUCAAAGAUAAUUAACCGCUAGGUUAUUCAUACAACAAGUGUAAACAACAUACUUUAAUCAAAAGACAGCUUUCCUUUUACAGUUCAUUAUCCUCUCAUACUAUUUAGAAUUUCCUGUAAGAAAAGGAUUCUUAUUCUUAGCAAAAUACAAUGGCAUCAUGAUCAUACCGAGAUCUAAUACCUUUUUCUAGGGAAUCGAGUUAGAGCGCCUUUAAUAAUCGGAAUCAGAAUAGUUGAUCAUGUUGAACGGCACGUAAAGUCCAGUCUAAAUACUUAGAUUUUUUCAGGGUGAAUAAAGGACUUAUGCCCUAUUUUUUCACACAACUUCACACUUCGCUAUCUGUGGGUAUGAAAGAUGCUGCUUUCUUUGUGACCUUACAUCUGUUUCGUUCUGAUUUAGAGUUGUAAAUACUUCUACAAAUAGUCUCAGUAUACUUUCGCGGACAAUUGCCCUCUCUAGAAAAUAUCAAGCCCUGUAGUUGUUGUUCUGUAAGAAUAAAGUUUGCAGCAGAGUUUGUCAAAAAUGCAAAAGAAAGAACAAUUCUUGAUCAAAAAAUUUCAUGAGCAGUUUAAAUGAAACAAAAUACUACUGACAUAAAAAUUAUGAAAGAAAGUACGCUUGUGUAUGUACUGCUUUAAAAAUGUAUCGCCUCUCAAACUUUUUUUCCGACCUGCGGAUGUCAGUAUACGAAUUAUUUCUACAUUAGAAAACUGGGCACUUUUCCACGGUGAAUAGAAUAACAAGAACUUGUACAUCUGUGCAUAAAGUUAAACGAAUAUGCCGACGCCAUAAAUUUUAUAAUUUGAUUAACUUUGAUUUUAACUUCUGCUCUGCUGUCACCAUAAUCCACGUAAUUUCUGCCUAAAUUGUCACCUCAUUAUUUCUAUUUAUUCUAGUCACCGUGGAAAAAGUGCCCAGUUCACUAAUGAGCAGCUUUUAUCAGACAAAAGCGUUUUUGCAUAGACUUAUAGAGGUGACAUACAUCUAUCAAAUGGGCAAAAGAAUUCUGAAAAUUCAUCGUCAUUAUUGUGCAGCCGAGUUUUGCCAAUUAGUCUUAACUGUCCGAAAAUAUCCUAAUUGAAGUAAUUCUGAACACUCCUAGUGUUACUGUGGAAUAACUCUGAGUAGUAAAGUACGACCAGUAGUUCGAGUGGAGUACUCUUUUAUCUGAUGCGGUCGAACAAAAGGACUUAUUUUUUUCUUGUCUUUAGCGUUAGAUAAUCUCCGUUAUCAAACUAAUUUUAUCGUAAAUUAAAAUUCAUGGCUGUCACGAGUUCAAUUUUUUCUGUCCAACUGUCGAUAUAUAUGCAUCACAAAAGUUGUCAUUUUGUUAGAUUCGUCUUUAUUAUACAGUGAUGUAUAUGAUGGUUUCCGUUGACUAGACUACGUUAAUAUUCUUCCCUUACAUCUAUAAUAACUAUUCAUUUGUUCAUUCACAUUUCUUGCCGUCAUUUUCGCCGUUCCGUCUUAACAUAUUAUAUAAAGACAUUCUCUUAUGAUUAUAAAGACGAAUAUCUUUAUAAUUUUGAUCCGAAUUAAAAUUCUGAACACUGCUUCCGUAUACACUUAUGUGCUACCGUACUGGACAGGUAAUCUUGAAUUGUACACUUAAAAAAUCAAUUGCAUUAGUUUUCUAUUUAUUGUUUUCUCUUUUACUGGAUUUUUUACAUCUAACAAACACAGUAAUAGUCUAUUAUUCUUUUGCUUAAAGGUUGCUGGACCUAGAAGUGCUGUUUUUCUGGUGUUUCCGACCCAUAAUGGUAAUCAAGUGAAUAGUGUGAAGUCUGCGCUAUCUAAUAUCAAAAAUGUAGAAAUUCUCGAUAUAGUUGAUAUGCAGUAUGAUGACGGACAACUUGGUAUUUGUGUCACAAUGGCUGGAAGUGAUACAGCGCAACGAGUCGUUGAUCUUUGCCGUAAUUUGCAGUCGCCAUGGAACAUCACUCUUUGCUCGUUGCCACCGGAAGAUCAAUAG